AUGAAGUCCGGGCCCGGUGACGAAAGUCUUAUGGUCAUGACGGUUAUCGAUGGCUCUAGUACAUAUGAUUUAUCUUCUCAAAAGCCUGCGCCUGAGAGCUCCCCUUAUGUCCUGACGCCAGUAUCUUCUCACGAGACGGUCGACGUCCCAGUUUCAACUACAUCCUCUCAGUUGAAAGUAGAUACCGAAGAAAAUACUCUCGUUCCAAAAGAAGAGAGCACAAAUGCAUCGAUAUCUGAGGCGCCUAAAGCCGAGCGAGUUGAGAAUGUCUUUGACGGCUUCGAUGGUCCGAAGGUCCGAAAGUAUCUUCUGACUGAAGAGCAUGAUUUUAUCAUUCUUAAUAACGACAAACGUCAGGGACGGCUAUCCAAGUACCUGGUAUCUAAGGAUGUUCUUUCGGUUUCAUCGCCGGUCCUUAGGUCACUGAUAAAACCCUCUACACAAAACCAAACAGUUCAAGCUCAGAAGCCGGCCUUUGAGAACAUAAAUGCACCACCGACUGCGAUUAUGAGGACCGGCAAUACACUACAAUUGGAACAUGACGAAUAUUCUCUAUACAGAAUUCUGAGUAUAAUUCAUUUUUGUUCCACCGUCGACAAGCUUCACAAUCUCGACUUUAAAGCUUGGAAAGGCCUUACCGUUCUCGCAGAGACAUACCAAUGGACCCAAGUAUUACGACCAUGGAAGUCGAUAUGGGUUAGAAAGCACGGCACCUCGUUUUUGCUGCCAGGAUAUGAGGAUUGGUUGUACCUAUCGAAAGUUUACGGGAGUGACUACCAGGUUGACGCAUUGACAAGAACGCUAAGUCUAUACUGCCGUUUCAAUGGAAGACAAAUAUCAAGGUACGACAGUAUAACAGGGUCUGUCGAAGUACUCAAUACAAAGAUUUGGCCAGCAGAGCGAAAAGCCCGUAUCUUAAGCUUGAGGAAGAGCAAAGUUGAGCAUAUGUUAUCUUGUCUAGAGGCUUUAGAACUUAUGCUGGGGUCUCAGGGGGAUUCCGAGCUAGGUAGAAAACUGUGCAAUUCCGGAAAUUCUAAUACUUGCAGGGCUUUAGCCUACGGGUCUUUGCUUCAAUCAAUCAAGGCGAGUGAGCUCGAUCCCGAAUUUUCGGAAUGGGAAGGGUCAGUUGCCGAGCUUCAUGAGCAAAUUGAGAGCCUUGCCUUUAGUACACUUGGUAUCGUCAUCAAAGAGCACAAGUGCGUUAUUCAAGGUCUCAAAAAGAGUCUAAGUUUCUGCCUUACAAGCUUUGGACUCUUGGAUCUCCAAUCCCGCCAUGAUGAAAUGAUUUUGCGAGCAUCAUCGCUAUAG
Messenger RNA from Orbilia oligospora ATCC 24927, 1308 nucleotides. RefSeq lists its product as uncharacterized. Lineage: Eukaryota; Fungi; Ascomycota; Orbiliomycetes; Orbiliales; Orbiliaceae. The record is from RefSeq and is a predicted model, not a curated record. The coding region runs from base 1 to 1308 and encodes 435 amino acids. The transcript is spliced from 2 exons.